Arabis nemorensis is the source of this 1836-nucleotide messenger RNA. NCBI's taxonomy places the organism in Eukaryota, Viridiplantae, Streptophyta, Magnoliopsida, Brassicales, Brassicaceae. The record is from the annotation of a GenBank genome assembly.
AUGGGAGGUGUUUGUUCUUGUGUUUUCAAAGAUGAUGAUAAGAAGUUGAGAUCUACCGAUGAUGAUAAGUCAAGAGGUUUAUCUGGGAAACUAAAGUCUAUGAAAAGAAGAAAAACCUCUGAUUCUUAUUAUUCAGACAAAUAUGGAAGCUCAAGGAGGAAAAAUUCCAAGCAUAACGAGAGUUUCUACAACUUCUCCGGUGAACUCGGGCCGGUGCCUCCAUUAAGGACAGAUUCUACCAAGAUGAUGCAGAGGAACUCGUUUCUUGGACGGGCUGGGGUUAUGGGGCUAGAGAAGGCGGUUGGAGUUCUAGACACGCUAGGGAGCAGCAUGUCCGGUAUGAACCCGGGGACCGGGUUUCACUCUGGUGUUACAUCGUCCCGUGGUAGAAAAGUCUCUAUAUUGGCCUUUGAAGUGGCUAACACAAUAGCCAAAGGUGCUGCUUUGCUGCAAUCUUUGUCUGAAGAGAAUCUCAAGCUCAUGAAGAAGGAUAUGUUGCGUUCUAAGGGAGUUAAGAAAUUGGUUUCUACAGAUACCACAGAGUUGCAAAUUCUUGCUGCUUCUGACAAAAGGGAGGAACUUGAUCUUUUCUCUGGAGAGGUGAUCAGGUUUGGCAAUAUGUGCAAAGAUUUACAGUGGCACAAUCUUGAUCGAUAUUUUCAAAAGCUUGACACAGAGAACUCGCAGCAUAAACUACUCAAAGAUGAGGCAGAAGCAACGAUGCAAGAGCUCGUCACUCUUGCCCGAUUCACUUCUGAAUUAUAUCACGAGUCACAAGCUUUGGAUAGGUUUGAACAAGAUUACAGGAGAAAACUCGCAGAAGUAGAGUCUUUAAACCUCCCUCGGAAAGGAGAGAGUAUCGUCAUCUUACAAAAUGAACUAAAACAACAGAGGAAACUCGUGAGGAGCUUACAGAAGAAAUCGCUCUGGUCCCGGAAUUUGGGAGAGAUAAUUGAGAAGCUUGUGGAUGUGGUUUGCUAUAUACGUCAAACAAUUGUCGAAGUUUUUGGUAACAACGGUCUAAAAGACAAUGGAGGGAAGCAGGGAAUAGAACGAUUAGGUGAAGCCGGUCUUUCGUUACACUAUGCUAAUCUAAUCCAACAAAUUGACAGUAUUGCGGCUCGACCUUCAUCACUUCCUUCUAAUGUAAGGGACACGCUGUACAAUGCAUUACCUGCUACUGUCAAGACAGCUCUUCGACCUCGGCUACAAACUCUUGAUCCGGAGGAAGAGCUUUCAAUAUCUGAGAUCAAAGCAGAAAUGGAGAAGUCGCUUCAAUGGCUUGUCCCAUUUGCCGCAAACACCACCAAAGCGCAUCAAGGAUUUGGAUGGGUAGGUGAAUGGGCAAAUUCGAGGAUAGAGUUUGGGAAAGGAAAAGGCGAGAGCAACGGGAAUCCAACACGACUACAGACGCUUCAUCACGCGGAUAAACCAAAAGUUGAUUCAUAUGUACUUGAACUCGUUGUAUGGCUUCACCGACUAAUGAAGUCAUCAAAGAAACAAAAUCACGGCGUUAAGCUUCAAGAAACCAACCAUGGGUCUCAAUCCAACAACAUAACCAUCUCCAAUACGCAGCUAUCGCUCUCCCCUGACUUCACCUAUAAAAACCAACUCUCUCUAGAAGACAGGUUGCUGUUGGACAGAGUCCAAAGCAUAGGAUUUGGUCCCAAUCUAAGUAAGAGUCAAGAGUUUGUCGGCAUGAAGAAGAACAAGAAAGGAAUCAAGAUUUGGGCAUUGAGCAGAAGUACAGGAAACUCUCCGAAAGUCGAUCUUUCAGGUGACAACUCUUCUAGUGAUUUGGAUGUCCUUGAUGGUUUGGAUUUCGCUUUCCGUUAG